Penicillium angulare is the source of this 1224-nucleotide messenger RNA. Its product is annotated as TRAM1-like protein. NCBI's taxonomy places the organism in Eukaryota, Fungi, Ascomycota, Eurotiomycetes, Eurotiales, Aspergillaceae. Bases 1 to 1224 code for a protein of 407 amino acids. Gene Ontology annotation, biological process: ceramide biosynthetic process. The record is from RefSeq and is a predicted model, not a curated record. The transcript is spliced from 2 exons. Gene Ontology annotation, molecular function: sphingosine N-acyltransferase activity. Gene Ontology annotation, cellular component: membrane.
AUGAUGGCCACUUCCGCAUACUCCGCUAAUGGCGCGUCGCGUCAACGUGUGAAACCUCAGAAAGAGAGCAAUGGAUACACUAAUGGGCACGUCAAUGGGAAUGGAAAUAAAACUGCGAAGACAAACGGAAAUGCAAAUGCAAAUGCACAUGGAAAAAUACAGCGCUCCGGCUCUGCUCCACGAUCGCAAUCGCAACCUCAACCUCAACCCAAGAACUUCGCAACAUCGCAUACGUGGUUCAUCCCCUUGAUCCUCAUCCUAACAAUCGGGUCCAUAUACGCCCUUAACCCAACCCAGACCAACAUCCUCCACCGAUUCAUCUUCCUCUCCUACGAACAACCACAAACAAACCCCUCAACCCCCAUCCAAUAUGGCAAGGGACUCUGGGACAUCGCCUUCGUCUCAUUCUACACCCUAAUCCUAACAUUCACCCGCGAAUUCAUCAUGCAAGAGCUCCUCUUCCCACUCGCAAAAGCAUACAUCAAGUCGGAGCGCAAGCAGGCCCGCUUCAUGGAACAGAUGUACACGGUUAUUUACUUUGCGGUUACCGGUGCGGCGGGUGUAUAUGUUAUGUCUAGGUCGCCGGUUUGGUAUUUUAAUACAACUGCUAUGUAUGAGGGGUUCCCGCAUAGGACGCAUGAGGCUGCGUUUAAGUUUUAUUAUCUUUUUGAGGCGGCUUAUUGGGCUCAGCAGGCUAUUGUCAUGAUUUUGGGACAGGAGGAGAAGAGGAAGGAUUUUAAGGAACUGGUUGGGCAUCAUAUCGUUACGCUUGCGUUGAUUGUGUUGAGUUAUCGGUUUCAUUUUACUUAUAUGGGUAUUGUGAUUUAUAUUACUCACGAUAUUAGUGAUUUCUUUUUGGCUAUCUCGAAAUCCUUCCAUUAUACCGGUUCGGAUUUGAUUAUUCCCGCUCUCACCAUCAAUGUCUUCGCUUGGGUCUAUCUACGCCAUUAUAUCAAUCUGCGCGUUAUGUACUCUAUCCUUACGGAGUUCAGGACCGUGGGUCCUUAUGAACUUAAUUGGGAGACUCAGCAGUAUAAGUGCUGGAUCUCGUGUAUUAUCACUUUCUCGCUCCUGGCUAUGCUUCAGGGUCUCAAUCUCUUCUGGUUAUAUUGUCUUGGACGCAGCUCGUGGAAGUUCUUGGCUUAUGGUGAGAAGAAGGAUGAUCGGUCUGAUGACUCUGAGGAGGAGCUGGAGCCGGAGCAGAUCGAGACUGAGAAGGAGUGA